Messenger RNA from Ostreococcus tauri, 735 nucleotides. RefSeq names its product unnamed product. The transcript has a single exon. Bases 1 to 735 code for a protein of 244 amino acids. The record is from RefSeq and is a predicted model, not a curated record. NCBI's taxonomy places the organism in Eukaryota, Viridiplantae, Chlorophyta, Mamiellophyceae, Mamiellales, Bathycoccaceae.
AUGUCGUACUCGUGCGCGAACCACGCGGGAUGCUCGAGCGUGAGCGGGCACUACUGCGCCGCCGUCGUUAACUCGACGACCGGUUCGUGUAGACAGUGCGAAGAGUGCGCGCAGUGGAGCGACGCGAUCGAUAGCGUGUGUCCGUCGUCGUGCGCGAGCGCGAACGUCGGGUCGAAGUCCUCGACGACGGCUGAAGAGCUGUACAACGCGUACGGGUACUGGAGCCGCGUACGGGACGAAGGGCGCGACGUGAUCGCGGUUGGGUGCUUGAAGAGCGCGGAGGAGGCGACGCGGGUCACUUCUGGCGCGCUCAAGGGACGGAAAGGUGGGUGCGCGCCCGUGUUUACGAAGAAAGCCGUCUCGCGGUGGUGUCAGCUCGACGAACUUACCCUGAGGUAUCCGUUUAACUCGUGCAUCGCGACCGCGAGUAAUGAUUAUUGCGGCGUCGGGGAGAAAGCGGUGUGCGUGGCAAACUCGUAUUACGACUGCUGUCCGUUACAAAAGGGUGUCGUCGCCGGCGUCAGCAUCGCCGUCGGUAUCGUCUUGAUCAUCGUCAAUGUUUUGAUCUGCCGCUCGUGCUACACCAGGAAAUUAAUCAAGCGAAUGGACGUGUGGAGCGAUCCAGCCGUUAAGCAGGCGGCGAUGCGGGCGUCGAUGAAGCAUCCAAAGCUCUCCAUGCGCAUCCGAGGCGCCGCGCCCGCCCCGGCGCCCGCGCCGGCGCCAGAUCAGCCGUAG